UAUUCACGGGUGUCUCUCUGCUUCCAACUCACUGAUCUUCAACAAUGGCUUCUGAUGGAAUGCUUAGCGUAGAGGUAGAGGUGAAGUCUGUCGCAGACAAGUUCUGGAAUAGCAUGAGGGACUCAACAAUCAUCUUCCCCAAGGCCUUCCCGCAUGAUUACAAAAGCAUUGACGUUCUUGAAGGCGAUGGGAAAGCAGUUGGUUCGGUUCGCCUCAUUACAUAUUCUGAGGGUUCUCCAAUCGUUAAAGAGUCGAAAGAGAGGAUUGAGGCUGUGGAUGAGGAAAAGAGGUCAGUUUCUUACAGCGUUAUAGAAGGGGAUCUUCUCAAGUAUUAUAAGAGUUUCAAGGGGCACAUUACUGUGAGUCCUAAAGAAGAUGAAAGUGGGAGCUUAGUGAAAUGGAGUUGUGAGUUUGAGAAGGCGAGUGAGGAGGUUCCUGAUCCUCAUCUCAUUAAGGACUUUGUGGUGAAGAAUUUCUCAGAACUGGACGACUAUGUUUUGAAGCAGGCAUAGAUCCAACCACACCUUGAUUAAGGAGGAUGCCUCUUAGGGCUAUGGAGAAUAAUAUGGUUCCUGUGUAUGUGUUUGUGGUGUUUAAUGUUCUCUUGAUCUACUUCAUCUUGGCUAACUGAAUUAAAUAAUCCUUUUCUUAUUCUAAGUUUACAUCAUGCUCUAUUUCUUAUGUUUCAAUCCAUGAACAUCAAGAAGCUAAGAAAGAAGAAAGGGACUAGUUUGAAUUAGAUAAAAAAAGAUAUAUAAAGGUUCCAUUACA
This is a messenger RNA of Benincasa hispida (wax gourd), 771 nucleotides long. RefSeq names its product MLP-like protein 423. The record is from RefSeq and is a predicted model, not a curated record. NCBI's taxonomy places the organism in Eukaryota, Viridiplantae, Streptophyta, Magnoliopsida, Cucurbitales, Cucurbitaceae. Gene Ontology annotation, molecular function: signaling receptor activity; protein phosphatase inhibitor activity; abscisic acid binding. Gene Ontology annotation, biological process: defense response; abscisic acid-activated signaling pathway.